Messenger RNA from Sipha flava (yellow sugarcane aphid), 718 nucleotides. RefSeq lists its product as uncharacterized. NCBI's taxonomy places the organism in Eukaryota, Metazoa, Arthropoda, Insecta, Hemiptera, Aphididae. The coding region runs from base 60 to 557 and encodes 165 amino acids. The record is from RefSeq and is a predicted model, not a curated record. The transcript has 2 exons.
GGAUCAAUGCUGGACUUUAUUAUUGUAAAUAUUACGAAAAAAUUCGUGAUGUUGUAAAUAUGUUGGACUCCAAUGAUGCUUUAAGUAUUAAAGUUUCAAAAAAAAAUUUGGUAAAAGAACACGUUCAAAAUAAUUUGGUGUAUAUUACUUCAAAUUUUAAAGUUCUUUUUGAAUCAAUUUUGAAACUGCAGACAAAAAACAUGCCUUUAGCUGAAUCGUUGAGUAUCGUGGACAAUGUUCAAACACAAUUAAAAUCCGUUCAAGGUGAACCAGGGAAAAAAGUCUAUGAAAAAAUGGAAAAUUUUUUGUCUAAAAAUAUCGGAUUAAAAACAUUAAAACAAAUCUCGUCAAUACUUAGUGGAUCUAUCUCCACCAUGGAUGGUCUUCCCGAAGAUCUGUCAACAAAUGACCUUAUUUUCUACAAGUACGCACCAAUGACGUCAGUGGAUGUCGAAAGAUCAUUUUCUGUUUACAAAAACCUUCUGAGCCAAAACAGACGAUCAUUUAAACUUGAAAACAUAAAAAAGUAUCAUAUCAUUCAGUGUAAUUUAGAAUAAUUGACAAAGACUGUACAUUUUGUGUCUGAAUUAAACCAAGAGAAUGAAUUCUGGCCUAUUACUGACAUUUUAACUAAACUAGUUAGAUUACCAUUUAAUAAAAAUGGAAAUUAAGUAUUUUCUUUGCUACACAUUUAAGUUAUAAUUAUAAUCUGUCAUAC